Messenger RNA from Penicillium salamii, 639 nucleotides. Lineage: Eukaryota; Fungi; Ascomycota; Eurotiomycetes; Eurotiales; Aspergillaceae. The record is from the annotation of a GenBank genome assembly.
AUGCUGAUUGAGGCACUCGGUAUUCCACAUCAUAUCCAUAUAAUCAACUCCACCAGCAACGAAACAUGGUUCCAUUCGGUGAACCCUUACAAGAUGGUGCCCGCGAUAGAAGAUCUCGAAACUCUCGAGCCUGACAAGAACCAGCGAUUAAACAUUUUCGACAGCUCAUCUUGCCUGGCCUACCUUGCCGAGAAAUACGAUACCGAUGGACUCUACCGCGGCAAGAAUUUGUGUGAACGAACCACCAUCAUGAACUGGCUGAUGUCCUACACUGCUGGCCUCGGAGCUACGGGCAAGAUCUGGCUUCUGAUGAAAGCCCCCAAGCCGGUGCCUAUUGGGGAAUCUCUUUCGGUGCUGGUCAAAUACAUCUGCACCGAGUAUGACUUUCUGGAAAGCCGAUUGAACGAGCCUGGUCAGUUGUAUGUUGCGCUUGCUGAUCGUCCGACCAUUGCGGACUUUGCUAUAUUUCCUUUGGCGAAUGAGAAGAUUGCAGCAUCUGCUGAUCUGGACUUCAAUCAAUGGCCGAGUCUGAAGGCUUGGAGCGAGCAAAUGGGUGCGUUCAAACCUGUUGCAAGAGCGUUGCAUCGAGUUUCAAGAUUUGGACUCUCGCUAGAGGAGCUUGCACAGUUGGAUGGGUAG